AUGCGACGACGCAGCUCCGUGGAGGCGCCUCCGCCCCGGUUUCAGCUUCGGAAACAGAACACCGACAAUAACUCACCUUCAACUGACGGAUGGAUUACCCAACGCGGUACCACUGACGAAAUUCGCCAGCAUCUCAAGCAUCUGGGUCCAUCGAACUUGGCGAGUCGACCACGACAAACCCGCUAUAGCACAGUCAAAAUCAAGCGCAGCAACACUUCUCCGUCGCGAUCUGCGCAGACAGACUUUGAAUCCGGGCAAAGUACAUCGGAUUCCCAACCCCCUCCUCAAGCUGUCGGUUACCAGGGUGGAAUCGGCGCAGGUCUUCUCAACUCCGCUGGAACAGACGCAAAAGAUGGCGCGCAUGCGCUAAAGGUCGGCUAUGGCGCCCUUGCUUCCAAUGACAAUAUCAGCAAGAGCACAACUGCUCAGCAAUACAAAGACCUUCCCCAAGUUUCGAUCCCUGAAGCUGUUCAUGAAGAGCAUGAAGACCAACCGCGCUCUGGCUCGACGCGGAAGGCCGGCAGUGUCUCUGGCAGCAUCCACUCCACCGAUUCUCCGGCUGAGCUCUCCUACCAAAAUCCUGUACCGGCUCGCAGUGGGAGUAUCACUGAACAAAUUGUGGAUGUUAAUGGCAUCCGCAAAGUGGUACUUCACACAAAUGGUACAAGCUCCUCUGAGGGCGAAGCUCAAGGUCCUCAUCACCUCCGCAAAUCCUCUGGCCACUCUGAUGGGGUCCUUGUCGGCAAUGACUACAAAAAACCCGACCAUUCCGACUCUAACCCCUCAAACUCGAAGAAACGUCGCCGCCGCAAGAAGCGCGGCCAGCAAUCAAAAUCCACCGACGAUGGUCCCUCUGAAGACCAGCCUCUCCUACAAUGA
Messenger RNA from Penicillium alfredii, 879 nucleotides. RefSeq lists its product as uncharacterized. NCBI's taxonomy places the organism in Eukaryota, Fungi, Ascomycota, Eurotiomycetes, Eurotiales, Aspergillaceae. Bases 1 to 879 code for a protein of 292 amino acids. The transcript has a single exon. The record is from RefSeq and is a predicted model, not a curated record.